AAUCAAUUUCUUCUUCAUCCUCCUUCUGUCUGCUGUCAGAUUUUCUUAUUAUUUUAGGGCGUUUGGCGAUGAAUUUCCUUGUCUAAAUUGGACCGGUUCCAAUUUUGGGAUAUAAACUGUUUAUCCUUUGAUCGUAUACUACGCUUAGUCAGCGUUUUAUCGAUAUGAAUUCGGACUCCUUUGUGGUGGUACUAUUUUCGUACUGAGUGAAAAAAAAUAACAUUUGUUUGUACCUAAAAGUGGUGUAUUUUUCGCUAUAAAAUGUGUGAUACGGACAAUAUCGGUGUGCAGAAAAAGGAGAUGGACGACAGCGGCUUUGUCUUCGACUUGAGUGCGCAAGACGUAUCCAUGUCGGCACGUGUGAACCUGAUGGACCUGUCGGAUGAUGUGCUACUGUACAUCAUGAGAUUCUGCGCACCCAGAGAUCUGAAGGCAUUGGGAUUCUCGUGCCCACGUCUUGGAAGCUUGGUGCGUGAGCGGUCGCUAUGGCGUUACGUGGACGCCCGCUCCGAGUCCUGCAGCCGCGCGAGGCUCAAGUGGUUCCUGGACAACGCCCUGCACGCGGACACCCAUGUCCUCUUGCUGACUGGGUACGCCAAGGAGGCUGAGGGAUGCAUGGGCCUCAUCAACGUGUCACGCAAGGAGGCGGAACAUGAGAUAUCCGCGUACAGCAAGAAAGCCGCCGCCGCGGCCAGUGCGCGCACUAAUAUCUGUGAUGCGAUACACGAAAUACCUAUCCCCCUAAAUAUGGAUAGAAUGGAACGACACCCGGCGAGAUUUUUCAUCAGCGCCCAGCGUACACCGUUAUCGAGACACCGUAGCUUCCCGUCAUGGCCUCUAGAAGGGGAGGACGGGCGGGCGGGGCCCCAGCGCUGCCGCGGUCCCCAGUUCACCCUCUCCCUUGGGCUGUUGCAGCAAUUGGCAAUCAAGUGCCCCCAACUCCACACUCUGGGGCUAGAUUAUUGCAACAUUGACUGCGGUCGUACCUGUCUCGGCAGUUUCCCGAGGACUCUAAAGAAGCUCUCGCUGCAGGGAACAAAAUGCUACAAUAUGACUUUCAACAAGUCAUUCCUCUUCAAGAUUCAAGACUACUUGCCCGUUCUAGAGAGUCUGAACGUCUCCGAAUGCGAUUGGAUGGACCCGGCGACGCUGCUUCCGCUCAGCAAAAUGGCGGCGCUUGAGGAACUGAUUAUGCAAGAUUGCUACAAGCUGGCCGAGUUCGUAGCCUACGCGUCCCUGACAGCUCGCUAUGGUUUCAGAGUUUUGAAGAGUCUAGACCUCCGCGGUUCACCGGUGGGCGACUCGGAAGUGUCAGCGUUGGGCUGGCUGCCACAGCUGGAGAAAUUGUGGUUGAGCGCGCGUCGUCCCAAACGCACAACACCGCACGCACACUACGCCGACGACGAACGCUCGCAGCACGAGCCACUCCACGACUGGGAGAUCACUGAUUCGGAUGACAACAAGUCGACAUAUAGCCCAGAUACGAGCUUCGGAGAUAUCGGCCUUGGCAUGGGAAAUGUCAUGCCACCACUGGCUCCCAUCGGCCAAGCUCCAGGAUCCACGGAUGCAAGAUCUCAACCGAAAGAUACAAUGGGAUUCAAAGACAAUAUAGAUUAUAAAGAUGACAAAGAUAAAAAAGAUGCAAAGAGAAAACCCGAUGACGAUGCGGGAGACGACUCGGAUGACAACAGCGAGCCGUCCUCCAAGCGACAGCGUACGGGCGUAAAGAUAUCUUUCGAAAAUAACACCGUUACAAAAAAGAUAUUGCCCGUGGUGCGUAACGAAAACGGGUUUUUCGUAUUCGACGAAACCGCACAACCUAAUAACGGAAAUAAUAACGGUGAUAAUAACGGAAAUAAUAACGGGAAUAAUAACGGAAAUAAUAACGGGAAUAAUAACGGAGAUAAUAACGCAAAUGUUAACGAGAAUCGGGGUAAAAAUAACGAAAACAACGCACAGAACCCUGAUGGAAAUAACAGAGCUCCACCGAAUUUCGAAUUCAAUUUGAUUAACCCAAUGGGCAGUAUCGACGUGGGAAACGUUGAAAUUGAUUUUAGCGUUAUCAACGUUGGUAACAUGGGUCAGAGGAGUGCUAACGCUGACAACGGCAAUCGUGAUAACGAUCGGGAGAGUGCUAAUCACGAAUACCGUUAUCAAUACAAAAGCAACGAUAACAGAGAAAAUAACGCGAACGUUAACAACGGAGGAAAUGAUUCAGAAUGCAUGGUUGAUUGCAUUAAAAUCGAUCAGCUAAUCGACGUAAGCGACACAUCAGGUGGCAGGCAGAAUGAACUCAUAGUGAUUGCCAGCUCUUCGCGACCGAAGUCCGAGCCAUCGACUUCCAAACCUGGUGGCACUGACGAUUUGAAACAAAACCAAAAUCCUGCACGCACGAACACAAACGUGGAGGGCAAUGUAAGCGGAGAGGGUUUUGACGGCAAAGGAGAUGUAAACAGAGAAGAUGUCAACGGCGAAGAAAAUUUAAACGGAGAAGAUGGUGAAGGCGCUGCAGUUAACGACGUGAAUAUGAACGACGAUCCACAAGGAAGCGUCAACAACGACAAUGAAGAACUCUGCGAUGAUAAAAUCCACGACGCUGAGAUGUAUGAUGAUAAAGUCGACGACGCUAAAAUGGAUGAUGCUAAAAUCGACGACGCGAAGCCCGGACCGAGCAACGGACAAGUCAACGAAGGGGCAUCUACAUCCAAAGAUGGACAGAACGAGGACAAAGACAAAUACGUGCUGUUUAGGAAGAACCAAGAUCCAGUGUACGUGAACUGCGCACCAGAGAACGUACAGAGGCGAGAGCCUUUACCGCCAGUACAGUACCAAAUUGAGCCGAGACAUCACGUACUGUACGUGGGCGUCGGGCCGCAAUUAAACACAUACAGAUUCCCGAGGGAUUCAGCGGAACUUCUGCGGCAGUUGAACUUCCGACCGACCCAUACCGAUUCGAGUGGUUUGGUGACCGAUUUCGCCAUACGCCGAUUCGGCAGGGCCGAUGGCGAAGAUAUCAACAUCAUACAUAUAGGGCCGGACGGGCCCAUGUUGGUUGGUCAGGCGCCCGGGUCGCGAGCCGACCGGUCCAGCCUCCGGUUUCUAUCCGUGACCGGUUACAGGCACAUCACUGAUCGCAGCUUGCUGCACCUAGCCACAGCAGCCCCGAACUUGGAGUUCGUGGAUUUCUCUGGAACGUUCGUAACGCAGAAUGGCGCCGACCAAUUCAAAAGUCUCCGCCCGGAUUGCGACGUCGUAUUCAGCCAGUAUUACUGCAAGGAGGAGGAUGAGUAAAUUAAAAAAAAAAAAAUUAUAAAAAAAAAAAAUUUAACACAAAUCGCAGAACAGCGCCUCCGUGUCACGAAUGACGAAUGUCUUGGGUUGUAGAGCAGUAAACGAAAGGUAUAUUUUUGUGCGUACCGGAACGCAAAGUCGCUUCGCGGCACGUGCUAGUGUAGGGCAGUUUAAGCCAAACUGUCUCCAAUCAAUCAAUCUUUGUUUUUCAAACAUUAUGCAACCAUUAAUAUAUAACAUUAUUAUAUAUUAAUGGUUUUGAUGCAUCCUGUUUAUUUUCCUUUAUUUUUUUUUUUGUUAAUAUUGGCGAACACUCCCUACCGAUAAAGCCGUGCCGCCAAGCAAUUUAGCGUUCCGAAAAUUUUUAACAGGUUAGUCUGCUAUCUUAAACUGUAUCAACAAAGUCAGAGUUUUAACUUGUAGUAAAAUUAUAAUACAACCUACGUAUCAGUCAAGAUUUCCAAAUUCCAUUUACACCGUUGCUCUAUAAAAAAGACACAAACCGUCUUCGUGUGAUGGAAGUAAUGUCACAUGAAAUUAUAAUAUUAAAUUGCUAUUUAUUCGGCACUUAAUUUUUAAUAUCUAUUAAUAUUAAUAAAUACGACAAAUUUUCAAAUCAUUACUACAAACUACCAGAUAGGGUUGCCAACGUAAAAAAAAUAAAACAUUAAAAUUGAGUGGGUUUGAAUCAAGUGGUAUUUAUAUAGGUAAAGUGGCAAUAACUGACACUUAUAUAUUUUUAAGAGAAGAAAGCUCACUUUGUUAAAUGUAAUAUGCAAAUUUUAAACUUAUUUGAACUUUAUUGCACACCAAAAACAAAAUGUUUUACUAAAGGCAAAUUUAAUGCUAAAGCCUUUUCUACCAGCCGACCUUGAGAUGUGCGUUGAAAUUGAACGACUUCCAAUGUUGCCGCUAACCUAUGCCGCCAUUAAUAUAUAUUUUUUUUUAAUGUCUGUACGAUUAUUUAUUAAAAUAACCGAUUUCCAGAUUUCCAGGGUUAUAUACUAUACUACGAUAAUACACACAUCGCCAUCUAGCCCCAA
Molecule: messenger RNA, 4334 nt
Organism: Pararge aegeria (speckled wood butterfly)
Lineage: Eukaryota; Metazoa; Arthropoda; Insecta; Lepidoptera; Nymphalidae
Exons: 11
Coding region: 262-3291 (1009 amino acids)
Molecular function (GO): protein binding
Source: RefSeq, a predicted model, not a curated record